This is a messenger RNA of Impatiens glandulifera, 700 nucleotides long. RefSeq names its product polyubiquitin. Gene Ontology annotation, molecular function: protein tag activity; ubiquitin protein ligase binding. The record is from RefSeq and is a predicted model, not a curated record. Gene Ontology annotation, biological process: modification-dependent protein catabolic process; protein ubiquitination. The transcript is spliced from 2 exons. Lineage: Eukaryota; Viridiplantae; Streptophyta; Magnoliopsida; Ericales; Balsaminaceae. The coding region runs from base 136 to 597 and encodes 153 amino acids. Gene Ontology annotation, cellular component: nucleus; cytoplasm.
CCCAAUCAGAACACGUGUCGCAAUAUGAUUUGCUAAACAAUCGAUUCCUCCGCCGGUUGCCAGCCUUAUAAAUACCAACCACCUUUCACUCAUUUCCGCCACCAUAUUAUUAUUAUUAUCAAACCACCGUUCAAGAUGCAAAUCUUCGUGAAAACCCUCACCGGAAAGACGAUAACCCUAGAGGUAGAAUCGUCAGACACAAUCGACAACGUGAAAGCCAAGAUCCAAGACAAGGAAGGAAUUCCACCAGACCAACAACGUCUAAUUUUCGCCGGAAAACAGCUCGAAGAUGGAAGAACCCUAGCUGAUUACAACAUCCAAAAGGAAUCCACUCUUCAUUUGGUGCUUCGUCUUCGUGGAGGGAUGCAGAUAUUUGUUAAGACUCUUACUGGGAAGACGAUCACACUUGAAGUUGAAUCAUCGGACACCAUUGAUAAUGUGAAGGCUAAGAUUCAGGAUAAGGAAGGAAUUCCUCCGGAUCAACAGAGGCUGAUCUUUGCGGGGAAGCAAUUGGAGGAUGGCCGUACUUUGGCUGAUUAUAACAUUCAGAAGGAGUCCACUCUGCACCUUGUCCUGCGUCUUCGUGGAGGUUAUUAAUGAAGAAAAGGAUUAUUUGAAAAGCUUCAAUAUAUAUAAAUGAUGUAUGUGAUGUGUGUGUUUGUGCCAAUGUGAUGCAAUGUGACAAUAACAUAUGUAUUAA